Plasmodium malariae is the source of this 534-nucleotide messenger RNA. Its product is annotated as ribosomal protein L35, putative. The transcript has a single exon. Gene Ontology annotation, biological process: translation. The record is from RefSeq and is a predicted model, not a curated record. Gene Ontology annotation, cellular component: ribosome; large ribosomal subunit. The coding region runs from base 1 to 534 and encodes 177 amino acids. Gene Ontology annotation, molecular function: structural constituent of ribosome. Lineage: Eukaryota; Apicomplexa; Aconoidasida; Haemosporida; Plasmodiidae.
AUGAAGUGUUUGUUUAUUCAAAUUGUUCUACUAAUUCUGUCAUUACACCUUUCCCAUUGCAAAAAACAGAGUAGCAACACAAAUAAAAGUGUACUAAAUAUAUAUGACAUGUUCAGGCAAAAUAUGAAAGAAAAAAAAUAUGGGAAAAUGUAUUUUUUAGCAAACAAUUACGACAAAAAAUAUAAAUCAAGAAAAAAGAAAGAAGAGUAUAAAACUGUAUUUUUUAAAUAUAAUACAAAUAAUAGUAAUAGUAAUACCAAUGAUGGUAAUAGUAAAAAUAAUAAUAUGUUAACGAAUUGGGAUAGUUCUUUUACCUUGUAUGUUCGGGGAUGUACUAACUUAAAACCAAAGACAAAUAAAUCCAUUGCGAAAAGGUUUAAAUUAACAAAAAAUGGAAAGUUAAUAAGAAAAAAAGCAGGCGCUAGUCAUAUGCUCAGAAAAAAAACAUCAUCCAACAGAGCUUCUUUAAGAAAAAGGACCACUAUUGCGUCAGGAAGAAUAGCGAAGAAAUAUAAAAGUGUUAUAUUUAAGUAG